AUGACGAACCGUCCCUCAGAGCACUUUCACAUUCCUGGCGAGGACGAGGAGACCGAGGAGCAGAUCGCCUACGAGAGGGAGAUCCUAGCACAGCACUACCACGAGGAUGCAGACCAAGAAGCCGCCAAUGAACAUACUUCAGAGCGGUCCCUCAGUCGCGGCCUUAGGCAUUCCAAGAAGGGCAGCAGCAGCGGGUCGGGUCUUCGGACUCAGCUCAAGGGCUUCGUCAGGGACCUGAAAGCCACCUCGCAGUCGGCGGCAAGGCUCGCCUCCCUGGAGUCAAGGCUGACCAAGGAGUUGGACGAUCCCGCCCGCUUCCCUGAGAUUGCCCGCCAGGCCGUUGUCAGGAAGGGCCUAGAUCUCUGUCCCAGAGAGACAGCGUACGUCGCUGCGCGCAGGGCGAGGAUCAGGGAGAAAUUCGCCAGGUACAUGGGCUUGGAUGCGACGCAAGUGCACGCUGAUGACAUUCCCACUGUUGCCUUUGGCGGCUCCGGGGGCGGCUACCGCGCCAUGUUGGCAUUCCUGGGAUACUCGCUCGCGAUGAAGGAGGCCGGCAUGUGGGAUCUUCUUACCUAUGUCGCGGGGGUGUCGGGUUCUUGUUGGGCGAUUGCCGCGUACUAUACCUUCGGAGAGGCAGACAUGGAAAGGGUCAUCGACCACUGCAAGAAGAGGCUUGCGCCGCACCACCCUCUGUCGCCCGACGCAGUCAAGAAGCUGCUGAGCUCACCCAAGGGCCAUUACGAAACCCUCGGUCCGUUGGUCCAGAAGAGCAAGAGUGGCCUACACACUGUACCCAUGGAUUUGUACGCCGUGUUCACUACCGGGUACCUUUUCAUGCAGGAAGACCCGAUGAUCAACCCGAUGGGCACCGCUGCCUCCGAGGUGGCUGGUUACCACCAGGCGUGGUGGAAGUGGACGGAUGCGAAACGCCAUCUUGAGGAUGGCGCGGAGCCUCUCCCCAUCCUGACAGCCAUCAGGCACGAGCGCCCAUGGAAAGACUGGGUUGACGAGCACUACCCAUUCGGGAACCAGGACCCAAGGAGCGAGGAGCACCAGGACGCCUCAGACGCUUGGUGGCAGUGGUUUGAAAUAUCGCCCUACGAAAUCGGGUGCGACGAGCUCGAGGCGUGGUGCCCAACCUGGGGCUUCGGUCGCCAAUUCGAAGAUGGCAGGUCGGUCCGCGGUCUCCCGGAGCAGAGCCUCGCCUUGCUCCUGGGCCUGUGUACCAGCGCACCGGCUGGGCCUCUAUCGAGCUACCUCGCGACCGUGCAGAGGAACCUGCCCCAGAACUUCCUCGGCGACGCAAUCAACAACCUGGCGUCGGGCGUGGCGGCCAUGUGGGGGAAGCAGGACACUGCCGUCUUUACCAACCAUCACCCCCUACACGCAUCGAACGAGCACAACUUCUUGUAUCACCUCACGCCGACCCCGCCGGGAUCGUCGCGGACGCCAGGGAUAGAAAACUCGCCGAGGAUUCACCUUCUUGACAGCGGAAUGGAUAAUAAUUGCCCAACGUACGUGAUGCUCCACCCUUCGCGCAAGACAGACGUGAUCCUCAACAUGGACGCCUCCUCCGAUGUGCAGAAAGACUCCUUCCAGCAGCGAGUAAGCCAAAUCGGCCUGCGCCGUGGCCUGGACUUCCGCAAGCGCCGCCCCAACCUCAAGCCGCCGCCUCCUCCCGACAGCCCAGAAGCCAGCGACCCGGACCGCUUCCAGGGCCUGUACGCACAGAUCUACGACGGCGCCCGCACCAGCGGCGAGCGGCCGGCCACCGUAGUGGACUCGUACGGCCAGACCGUUGCUAACCCGCCGGCACCGGCAGCAGAGCAGGACUGCACGAUGGUGUACCUGCCGCUGCUGCCGAACGAGAGGGCGGUGCCGGGCUACGACCCCAGCACGGCCAAAUUCUCCGGGAGCUAUAACCUCGUGUGGACGCCGGAGCAGGUCGAGAUGAUCAUCAGGACCAGCGUGGCCAAUUUCCAGGCCGGGCAGGACACGGUCAGGGAGGCACUGUUUGAUGCAUGGCAAAGGAAGAAAGCGACGCGUGAGGCCGGCGAGAGGGCUGCAGGGGCUGUAUCAUCGUAG
Molecule: messenger RNA, 2085 nt
Organism: Diaporthe citri
Lineage: Eukaryota; Fungi; Ascomycota; Sordariomycetes; Diaporthales; Diaporthaceae
Exons: 3
Coding region: 1-2085 (694 amino acids)
Biological process (GO): glycerophospholipid catabolic process
Cellular component (GO): cytosol
Molecular function (GO): A2-type glycerophospholipase activity
Source: RefSeq, a predicted model, not a curated record